CAUUGGCUUCUGGUGGGCUGUUGUGACUAUGACCACACUGGGCUAUGGAGACAUGUAUCCUCAGACUUGGUCAGGCAUGUUGGUGGGCGCACUGUGUGCUCUGGCGGGUGUGUUAACCAUCGCCAUGCCUGUGCCUGUCAUCGUCAAUAACUUUGGGAUGUACUACUCUCUAGCCAUGGCUAAGCAGAAGCUACCAAAGAAAAAGAACAAGCAUAUUCCCCGUGCGCCCCAGCCGGGCUCACCUAAUUACUGUAAGUCUGCCCUGAACUCACCCCACCACAGCCCACAAAGUGACCACUGCGCUCUUGCUGCCCAGGAGGAGAUUUUAGACAUGAACAGAGCAGUCUUUCUAGACCUGCCUGAAAUCACACAUGUAACCUGUUUUCAAAAUCCCUCAUUUGGGAAUUGUUCAAAUGCAGCUCUACCAUCUGGAGACAUUAUAAAAUCUCAUCGCACUGCAUUCUUAACAAAGAUGCGCGUAGAAACAAACACACGUCCUCACCAUGGUUGCAUAACAACUAAUACCCCAUGCAACAUUUUGCAUAUCUAUAUGUUUUUCCAUCAGACUCCUGUGAGGAUAAAUUAUAUCCACCCAGACAAACAGGAGCACACUUGCUUUU
This is a messenger RNA of Sinocyclocheilus anshuiensis, 620 nucleotides long. Its product is annotated as potassium voltage-gated channel subfamily C member 1-like. Gene Ontology annotation, cellular component: voltage-gated potassium channel complex; axon terminus; postsynaptic membrane. Gene Ontology annotation, biological process: action potential; potassium ion transmembrane transport. The annotation marks the transcript as partial. Gene Ontology annotation, molecular function: delayed rectifier potassium channel activity. The transcript has 2 exons. The record is from RefSeq and is a predicted model, not a curated record. Lineage: Eukaryota; Metazoa; Chordata; Actinopteri; Cypriniformes; Cyprinidae.